Plenodomus lingam JN3 is the source of this 1086-nucleotide messenger RNA. RefSeq lists its product as uncharacterized. The record is from RefSeq and is a predicted model, not a curated record. Gene Ontology annotation, molecular function: zinc ion binding; alcohol dehydrogenase (NADP+) activity. NCBI's taxonomy places the organism in Eukaryota, Fungi, Ascomycota, Dothideomycetes, Pleosporales, Leptosphaeriaceae. Gene Ontology annotation, biological process: alcohol metabolic process.
AUGACUUCGCCAGCGGAAUUCCAUGGUUGGAUUGGCCACGACAAGACAGCUGCUGAAGGCAAUAUGACAUGGUCGCCCUUUACGCCCAAGCCGUUCAACGAUAUUGAUGUUGAUAUCAAAGUUUCCCAUUGCGGCAUCUGUGGCAGUGACAUUCACACGCUAAGAUCUGGCUGGGGCACGACACACUAUCCAAUCUGUGUAGGCCACGAAAUUGCUGGCCAUGUCGUUCGUGUUGGAGAGAAAGUGACGGGCCUGAAGCUGGGGGAUAGGGUCGGGGUAGGAGCGCAAGCUUUUGCUUGUCUCAAGUGCGAGGAAUGUCGCACUGGCAUGGAGCCGUAUUGUACAAAGAUGGUGGGCACUUACAAUGGGAAAUAUCCAGAUGGCAGUUGGAGUAUGGGCGGGUAUGCAGACCACGUCCGUGUGCCUGGCCACUUCGCCAUCAAGAUCCCUGCUCGACUGAGAUCGGAAGAUGCUGCUCCUAUGAUGUGUGGUGGUAUCACGGUUUAUUCGCCUCUGAAGAAGAAUGGUGCAGGACCAGGGAAGAGCGUUGGAGUCGUGGGACUGGGUGGAUUGGGCCACUUUGGCGUGCUGUUCGCCAGCGCACUUGGCUGUGAAAAGGUUGUUGCGAUUAGCAGACGGCGCAACAAAGUUGAAGACGCAAAAGCAAUGGGCGCAACGGAUUACAUUGCUACCUCCGAGGACGAAAAGUGGGCGCGCAAGCACAGUCGAAGUCUCGACCUUAUCAUUAGCACGGUCAGCUCACCAGACAUGCCGCUCGAAUCCUACCUCCGUCUGCUCCGUACCGGCGGGCAGUUUAUUCAAGUCGGUGCGCCAGAAGACAAGCUGCCACCAAUUGCAGCGUUUGGUUUGAUUGGCAAGGGCUGCAAGAUCGGUGGUAGUCAGAUUGGAAGCCCGAAGGAGAUUGAAGAGAUGCUGAAUUUUGCAGCUGAGAAGGGUAUCAAGCCUUGGGUGCAGAAAAGGAAUAUGAAGGAUGCGAAUAAGAGUGUUGUGGACAUGGAGAACGGUGAGGCUAGGUAUCGGUAUGUGUUGGUCAAUACAGAUCACAGUGAUAGGGCGAAGAUUUAA